Molecule: messenger RNA, 1908 nt
Organism: Drosophila rhopaloa
Lineage: Eukaryota; Metazoa; Arthropoda; Insecta; Diptera; Drosophilidae
Exons: 2
Coding region: 1-1908 (635 amino acids)
Source: RefSeq, a predicted model, not a curated record
AUGGGUCACAUAAAGCGCAGAAUCGAUUUCUCACGCUCAACAACAGGUUUCGCUUUCGAUUUCGGUCUGAUUUUGGGGGCUCGAUGUGGGGAUGCAACCAAAAUAAAUCCGAAGAGAAAAAUCUUUUUGGUCCUGGUUUUAAGCCUUUUGGCCAUCGCCUGCCUGGCGGAUGUUUCCCAUGUGAAACACCACAAACACCAGCGGCAUCACCACUCAAGGGAUCACGAGGAUAACGAUGUGGAGCAUUCUCAGGAGGAAAAGGAGGAGCAACCGUACUACAAGAAGGAGAAGCAUACUAGUGAAGUGGUUUACCACAAGGAGGAUGAUCACGAGGAGCCACAACACCCCAAGGAGUACAAGGAGCACCACCAUGAGGAACCAAAGAAACAGAGAGUGGAUCACUACCAUCACUAUGAUAAGAAGCCCGAGGUGAAGACCGAGCACAUCCACUACAAGCACAGCAAACCCCAUGUUCGUACGGAUUACAAUCGUGAUUUGUUUACGCCGGCUGCUACUCAAGUGGUUUAUCGUCGCCGUCGUCCAAGCCGGAUUCUUUACGCCAGUGCCCCCAACUCGGUGUUCCACACUCACACUCAGAUCAAUGUGCAGUCCCAGGACUCGGAGUUGAACUCCCUAUCUCGCCCGGAUUUGGCGCCAGGAGCACAGGAUCCUGCUGGAGCCCAAGCGCCGACUGGUGCUCAGGCUCCCACUGGUGCAGGUUUUCGACCCAACUGCCAGUUCAUUGGACCCGGAAACGUUGCACCUGGCUGUGGACCCUCUGAUCCAUUAGGAGCCCAGCUUGCCGCUGGUGCUUUGGCCCCCACGGGAGCUAAUCUUCCAGCCAGUCAACCUGCUCCCAUUCCUGGUGGCCAAUUGGCCGUUCUGGGUAAUGGCCAGCGUCCAACUACGGGACCAGGAUAUGGAGGCUAUGGAGGAUAUGGAGGGGGCAAAAGACUCAACUUCUUUGUGGAUCCCUCUUUGGGUGCUCAACUGGGAGCCAUUGGAAAUGCCGCAGCUGGAGGUCAACAGGCUGCCGGCGGAGGUCAACUUGCGGGAGGAGCUCAGCUUGGAGCUGGUCAAGGAUUCGACCCCUCGUUCGGCGCCCAAGCAGCUGCAGGUGCCCCCUAUAACCCAUCCUUUGGAGGUGGCCAGGCACCGGUGGCUCAACGUCCUGUGGCUCAGGCUCCUCUGCAAAACCAAUUCAAUCCCAGCUUGCAGGUUGGAGGUCCUUUUGAUCCCGCUCUGGGCGCUCAACUAGGAGCUGCUCAGGGUGUUCCCAAUCAGAGACCACAAGGACAGGCACCUUUUGAUCCCGCUUUGGGAGCACAACUCGGAGCUGCUCAGGGUGUUCCCAACCAGCGACCCAAUCCAGGAGCUCAAUUGGCCGCUAAUCAGGGAGCUUUUGAUCCCAACCAGGGCCAGUUUGACCCAUCAGUGGGUGCCCAGUUGGCUGCGGGACAAGUACCACGCCUCAACCGACGUCCGCCCAAUCGAGCCAAUUACCAAGGCCUGAAUGUGCUCAAUGGCAACGUGUUUGGCCAACCGCAUCUUCAGGGACCCACAAAUGCCUUGGGAAACCAACAGGACACCAACAUCAUUGAUGGAAACUUCUACAGCGAUCCACAUCAUGGUCAUCAGCAGGCUUUGGUAUCGGUCAAUCCCAAUCAGCGUUCUGUUUUCCUAUCCGAUGACGAUGAUGCGGAUGACGAAGCUCAGCCAGGAUUCUUGGGAUUUGCUGCCAGUAACCGGCAGUCUUCAUAUGUGGUUGCUCCUAAGAAACAUCGAUCCCACAGGAGCAGUUCGAAGCGAAAGCAAGCGGACUUGGGAACUUCAGCCUCGGAGUACGAUACCGAUUACCGUGAAGAUGGCUAUCACUACAAGAAGCCCAAGCAUAGCUUCGAGUUUUAA